Pungitius pungitius (ninespine stickleback) is the source of this 2178-nucleotide messenger RNA. It is a transcript of the gene popdc3, whose product is annotated as popeye domain containing 3. The coding region runs from base 54 to 926 and encodes 290 amino acids. The record is from RefSeq and is a predicted model, not a curated record. Gene Ontology annotation, molecular function: cAMP binding. The transcript is spliced from 3 exons. Lineage: Eukaryota; Metazoa; Chordata; Actinopteri; Perciformes; Gasterosteidae. Gene Ontology annotation, biological process: heart development; regulation of membrane potential; skeletal muscle tissue development. Gene Ontology annotation, cellular component: sarcolemma.
UGACUUCGUGUGAAAUGUGCUGGUAGUUUCUUUGAACUUAUGUAGCGUUAGACAUGGAGCCUCUGGAUUUUUACAUGAACUUGACAAUACAACCCACAGAUGCGGUAUACCCAUUUUGUGAGAACUGGAGAGACACUUCGGAAGGCUCUGCGUUGCAACUCGCCAACAUUUUUCUGUUCUUUGGUUUCAUGGGCAACAGCAACUUUUAUGGAUUACUAUAUCUAUUCAGCUGUCUGACUGUGGGAUUCUUCUGUUCCACUCUGUGGGCAUGGUCAGACAACUGCACAACAGACUCUUUCCUGUGGAGUUUCGCACUCUUCGGGGUUUGCUUUGGACAAGUUCUGCAUGUUGCUUAUCGGCUGAAGAGUGUGUCCUUCAAAAGGGAAUUCCAGGAGCUUUACAGGUGUAUGUUUAAAAAACUAGGAGUGUCACUCACACAUUUUGGAAAGAUCGUGGCCUGUUGUGACGGAGAAGUUCACGCCAUAGAGAGGGACCACUGUUUCGCCAUUGAAGGAAAAACCACUAUUGAUAAGCUGUCGGUGCUCUUGUCUGGCAGAAUACGUGUGACAGUUAAAGGAGAGUUUCUGCAUUUCAUCUACCCUUUCCAAUUUUUGGACUCACCGGAGUGGGACUCCCUUAGACCAUCAGAAGAGGGUGUAUUCCAGGUAACCUUGUGUGCUGAUAACGCCUGCCGAUAUGUGGGGUGGAGGAGGAAGAAGCUCUACCUGCUUUUUGCAAAGCAUCGCUACAUAGCAAAGAUCUUUGCCCUGGUUGUGCGCAAUGACAUUGCAGAGAAGCUGUGCUCCCUUAACGACAAGGCUCUCAACAGGUCAGGGCACCGAUAUGAUAUCCGUUUACCAAGUUACUGCCACAUGACUGGGACUGAAUUAGAAAAGGCAGAUGUCUUCCUGCAAGUGCCAAUAUAGGGGGCAAGGACUGCCUGAACAAACUCACUUGUGUAUGCACAUAAACGCACACCCAAAAACAUACAAAACGGACUCCUUGCAUGUUGUCAGUGUAAUUUAGUUAGCGUCAGUGAGCAAUCAUCUGCACCAUGUCGGGCAAGAGUGGGUGGUAGUGAAAUCAGGGAUCCAACCAACAAGACCCUAUUCUACUACUGAGGCCCCUGUGUGAAUGUCAUCCUUCUAAUUCAAAUUUCCUGAUGAGAAGGCUAUGGUAUGAACACUAGAUCACUAUGCUAGCAGUAUUAUCAACUAAAAAAUAUUUAUUUGGCACUUUUAGCAACUUUUGUACCAAGUGCUAAAAUAAACGCAAUUUUUGUGUGAGGGAGCAGGCGCUCAGCUCGUGCACAGGCAGCUGUCGGCUGGAAAGCGAUGCCUAGUACAUACAUCCUUACUUGAGUUAAGUUGCUUUUUCACUAUAUACCUUUAUUAUUUGCUUGUACCUGGAAUGGUUGAUGAGUUUGGUAGCACGUUGACUAACUAGACUGCUUAAUUGUUGAGAAUAUAGAGGUUUACUAAUUAAUAAGAAAGAAAUCUAAUUGUUCAAUAAUGUGUGAUGUGUAAAUGUUUAAUAACUCAAUGAUGUAUUUAAAAAAUAUCUAAUCAUAUAAAAUAUGUUGUUUAUAUUACUUCUUCAAAAAACAUUGUGAUAAUGAACAAAAUAAAUCUGAACUAACAUACAUCGAAUCGUAUUUUUGGCCGAGAUGUCCAGUCAAUUUGAGUAGCGUUGUUUUAAAAGUAAUGACACUGUUUUACGUCAUUACUUAACCACGCAGUGACAUCACAAAGUCAUUUAGCAACUUUUCCGGGGAGUAUUGCACGAAACAAGGAUAAGGGAUUAAGCAAGGAUAUUUAGGUUAUUCUUGAGGUAUUUAGCUUGGACUUGGUUGCACGAAAGGAGGUUGAAUUAAACCCGGCCAAGUAACCAUGGCGAUUCAUUCUUUGGAGGCAGCCUGCUGGAGCAGACCAGGAUUAAACCUGCAGUCUCAUGUGUUAAAUCAGCUGCCGCUCUGAUCCGAAACAAACGUGUUUAACAGUUAUUCCGUUGUGUUCCGAUUUUUAUUAACAUGCAUUACUUGUCACUAUUGCUGUCACCAGUUUGAUUUUAAACCCUACUUUUGCAGUUGUUUAGAUCAGUGGUCACAAACCGUUUUCAUUUAAGACAAUAUUUUGCGGACCGGAAGAAGGUCCGGUGGAUAAAAAGCACGUCGAAAUA